Sphaeramia orbicularis (orbiculate cardinalfish) is the source of this 2321-nucleotide messenger RNA. It is a transcript of the gene dele1, whose product is annotated as DAP3 binding cell death enhancer 1. The transcript is spliced from 12 exons. Gene Ontology annotation, molecular function: protein binding. Gene Ontology annotation, biological process: extrinsic apoptotic signaling pathway via death domain receptors. Gene Ontology annotation, cellular component: mitochondrion. The coding region runs from base 202 to 1788 and encodes 528 amino acids. The record is from RefSeq and is a predicted model, not a curated record. NCBI's taxonomy places the organism in Eukaryota, Metazoa, Chordata, Actinopteri, Kurtiformes, Apogonidae.
GGUUGCGUCACCUGAGCCACUUCCGGGUUGGUCCGACUCCCACAACUCGUGACAGAAUAUUUACAUCCAGUGAAGCUGCAGGAGCAUAAACUCUUCCAAACCACCGCUGGUAUCAACUCAUGUGGCCAGAAGAGCCCGGAGGAGAAGUUCAAGAUGAUUAUCCGGAGAUGAGUGGGCAGUUAAAGCCGUAAAACACGAGCCAUGUGGAGAGUUCAAGGACUUGUUGGCAGAGUUCUACAUCGAUGCCAUAGCAACACCCCCCUGCGUCUGCCCCAGAGCCACCACGUGGAGGAUGAAGUUCUUAACACCUCGAGUGUCCUCUCCACCUCUCGACACUCCUCAGACUGCAGCUCUCAGAAAGCUGAGGAUGGAGAGAGGAGGAAAAAGAAGAGGACCUUUCACUUCACUAAUGCUGGACUCCCACGUUACACAGUCCUGGAUGCUAUGGGAUGGGGUGCUGCAGCGGUUCUGUUCAUGCAGAUCUGCAGGAUCUACUCCCAGUUCUCCUCUGGUUCUGAACCCAGUCCUAGUGCUGGAGCCUUGACGGUGUCUCCUGGCCUGCCAAAGUGUGGAUACCGCAUCCUGCUAGAGAUCUUAUCUAGGCGUGAUGUCCUGCCCAGAGGACAGAAUGUGUUGUGUCUGCAUGGGAUCCCAAAGAAACAGAACCAAGACCAGACCCACAGUCAGACCAUCAGUAGCACCAGUACAAGUGAAGCCACUGGCCCCAGCAGCAGUGAACAGGACCACCUGCCUACUGACAGCACCGACUCAGACCACCAGAGGGCACCACUGAACCAGGAUUCCCCUUUGCUUGAGGAAUGUCUGCUGUCGUCAUCUUGUCCUUUGGAGAACAAUAACAACAACAACAAAACAACAGACGUCAAUGACGGAAAUGUCUUGUCUGAUGAGGAGAAGCUGGAAGAAGCAGCACUGAACCUCAAACAUGUGGGAGACACCAGUGUUCCUGUUAUUCUCAACAUCAUAGGUUUAGAGAGUGUGAAGAGUAAGAACUAUGAGGAAGCUUUCACCUGCUUUUUAGCUGCAGCUCAGCAGGGUUACAGCAAGGCCCAGUUUAAUACUGGUGUGUGCUACGAGAAAGGCAGAGGAGUCCGCAAGGACAAAGAAAAGGCUCGGCAUUACUACUGGCAGGCAUCCGUUAGUGGUCACACACAGGCUCAGUACCGCUAUGCAAAGCUGCUGCUGACCAGCAGGGAGCAGCAGAGUGAAGAAGAACUAAAGACAGCCAUAAACCUGCUGGAGAAGGCAGCUGCAGCUGGACUCACUAAGGCUCAGGUCUGCCUGGCCUCAGUCUACUCUCAGGAGCUGGUGAAAGAUGAAUGCAAGUCUGUCCAGUACCUGAAGAUGGCAGCAGAGAGAGGAGACGGCACCGCCCUGCUGCUCCUGGGUCAGUGUUUUGAGAACGGCUUUGGGGUGCAGCACAAUCCACAAACAGCGAUUGAAUACUACACACAAGCAGCAAAAGCAGGCAACCAACAGGCUAAGAGCUUACUGAAGUCUACUGAUACCAGAGGCAGCACGGUUGAGGACACACUGUUGCGCUCCAUCCGUUCAUCUCCGUGUUUCUCUGUGGCCGACCUUCGUUUCCAGCAGCCACUCUCCUCUUUGACCAGUGGUGUCAUUUCCUCCAACACUCACCCCGUCACCCUUCCCCUCAUGCCUCACUCCUGGAGCACCGGGAGUCUCUGCGUCCCUUCGACUCUGCCUCACCACCCCCAUCCCCAGAGCGCUGAGGGAGAGGCCUGUAAAUGGACUGUGGGGAUCGGAUAGUUACCUGAAUGAGCACAGGCUGAACUGAGGAAUGUAUUUUAUAGGUUCUUAUCAUGGAAGAAAGGUCAAAGUGUGUUGGGGUUUUUUUUAUAUUGGGGCAUCUGGGGGAGUGUGAGGUUAGAUUUGUAUAAGUAUGUGAGUUUAUACGCAAGUCCAACAGAACUUAUUACACUUAAUUUCAUAAUAUUGUUUAUAUGUGAAUGGAAACUGUUGUGUGUUCCUAUACAAUUAUGUUGUUCUGUGUGUCCCUUUUUUAAUAUAAGCUCUUCUGACAGAAAGUCUGAAUUCAGUGCCUAUGGGAGGUUUCAUCUUUCUCUUCCUUCUAAUGUGAAAUGAAUUGCAUAAAAAGAGGUUAAUGCUCGUAUUAUAUCCAGUGAACCAUAAAGAGUCACACUACUGAAACAAAGUGCUUUAUAUUAGUGCCGUUCUUACCCCAAUUAUACAGUUUCUACACAGGAAUGGAGCUGUUGAAGAUGAAGCAACCUGUUAACGCUCUGUGAUGUGGAUGUUCCACCUUUAGACGCACAUAUUAA